Cimex lectularius (bed bug) is the source of this 2463-nucleotide messenger RNA. RefSeq names its product mutS protein homolog 5-like. The transcript has 16 exons. Lineage: Eukaryota; Metazoa; Arthropoda; Insecta; Hemiptera; Cimicidae. Bases 217 to 2361 code for a protein of 714 amino acids. Gene Ontology annotation, cellular component: nucleus. The record is from RefSeq and is a predicted model, not a curated record. Gene Ontology annotation, biological process: chiasma assembly; mismatch repair. Gene Ontology annotation, molecular function: ATP binding; mismatched DNA binding; ATP-dependent DNA damage sensor activity.
UUUGCAAAGCAGUGGUCUUUUUAAUUCAUAUGUUUGUCUUUUAUUUAAAAAAAAAAUAUUCCUUUGUGUUUCACGUGGUAACUUAACAACUUGGAGUUUAAAGCUCAAGGAUGAUUCAAAGUUUAAUCCCUGUGAUCUUGGAAAUUCUUAUUUCCAAAGUUAAUAAUAGAUUGUUUAAGGGUUAUUGUAACCAACUCUGCUAUUACAAGUCAAUUUAUGAAGAAAAUCAGCAAUAUUGCUGAACAGUGUAUGGAGCCUCCAUCAAUUGAAAAACUUUCACCUCGAUACUUCAAUUAUUCAGCUUCCAUUAAUCAAGUACUUUCUAUGAAAUUGAGCGAGUCUAUAGAUAGUGAUUUAGAAAGACAGCACAACUAUUUAUUGUCAUUAGUGAACAUGACAGAUGAGAGAAUGGUUUGCACAAUCGGUGGUCUUCUUAAUUAUAUAUCUCUAACAGCACCCAGUUUACGAUUAAACAAGCCUUUUGAAAUUUCUGAUAUAAAACCUAUAAAUUUUGAAUCGUUGACCCUUAUUGAUAAUGAAACAUACAAAAAUCUUCAAAUUUUUGACCCACUACAACAUCCAUCAAGUUUUAAAUGGUCAUCAACAGAAAAUAACGAGGGCGUGAGCAUGUACAACCUUAUCGAAAAGAAUUGUUCCUCAAUGGGGCUCAACCGUCUCAGGUCAUUUAUGUCAAAGCCAACAUGUGAUCUUUCUGUAAUACAGAAACGACAUGAAGUUAUUAACUUCUUCAUGCAACCAAACAAUUUUCAUGUUAUACAGACACUGAAAACAUAUGUUUCACAACUUUCAUCACCUUCGGUGCUUUCUACAUACUUGGGCAGAUUGAAUCUCAGAGGAAGUCAUUGGAAAUUUAUUUACAGGAAUAUAUUUUACACUGUAUCUUAUGCUGAGGUGUGCAAGGCUAAUACCACAAAUGUCGCACUAUUCGCAGAGUUGGGUGCAGACAUAAACGAUAUUGUGUAUUCACUUGCCCACAAUCUGGAAAGUACAAUUGAUCUUGUCAACAUGGAGAAAAACGUGCACUUUGUAAUCAAGCAUGGUUUUUUCCCACCCCUUGAUGAAGCGAAAUUAAAGUUUUCAAAAUUGACCCAACAAAUGGACCAGAUAACGCCUUAUGAAUUUGACACUGUGCCGGAGUUCAUACCGAAAAUUAAGCUACUGUACAUACCUGAGCUAAAAUUUGUUCUUUCUAUACCAUUUUGGAAAAACGGACUAACUCAAGAGGAGCUCAACUUGCCCAACCUUCAUUUCAUGUUUGUGGCAAAUAAUAUGGCUUUUUAUAAAACAAAAAGGUGUUACGAGUUGGACAAACUUCUUGGCGAUGUUCAAACUGAUAUCAUAAAACAAGAAACAAAUAUAAUUAGGGCACUCGGCAGAUAUUUAAAUAAACACAUACAUAAUGUAGUUGUUCUAAUGAACAAAAUCAUAGAUUUAGAAUGUAUUUUCGCAUUGGCUAAAACAGGCAAGGAAAACAAUUUCAUUCAACCGUACAUCGUUCAAGAAAAAGUUAUUAAAGUUGUUAACGGUUGGCAUCCACUGUUAAAAGUGUAUAUGGACAACUUCAUUCCAAACGAUGUGCAAACUUCAGUGGCAGAUGGCUUAGUAAAUGUAAUAUUUGGGCCAAAUGCAAGUGGUAAAACUAUAUUUUUGAAACAGAUUGCCUUGAUUGCAUAUUUGACUCACAUUGGAAGCUAUGUUCCGGCUGAGGAGGCAAAAAUUGGUCUGUUGAAACGCAUUUAUGCAAGAGUGCAAGAAUCCGAAUCAAUAAUAUCGAAGGUGUCUUCAUUAAUGUUAGAAUUAAGAAGUAUGGCAUUUGCGACUACUAAAACACCACCAGCUUCACUCUUAAUAUUAGAUGAACUUGGCAAAGGAUCUACUGAGCUGAAUUGUACAGCUAUACUUACUAGUUGCAUUCAACAGUUUUUGUCUCGAAAUGAAAACUGCCCACUAGUAUUUAUAUCAACCCAUUUAACGGAUAUUAGCCAAUAUAUUGGUGAUCAACAAUUACUUUCGUUUCUGAUAAUGGAUUACAUAAUACAACAAGGAGAGCUGGUAUUUCUUCAUAAAGUGAAAAAAAGUUACGCACAUUCAAACUAUGUCUUUGAGGUGAUUGAAACCCUCGACCAAACACUUCCGUUUGUGAAGACUGCCAAAAUAGUACUUGACGCACUAAGGACAGGAGAAAAUAUGUUACCAUAUAGUGAAACAAGACUAAAAAGAAGUCAAAGGCAUAUGAAAUUUGCAAAAAAAUUUUCAGAGCUUGACAUGAGCAAAAGCGGUUAUAUGGAUAAACUCCGUGAAAAAAUUCAGCGUUAUUACGAAGCAAGUUUUCACAUUUGAAGUUUACUUGAAUUCAUUUUAGAUAUAUUCAACGACAGUUGUAACAUACUUAAAUAAAACAUGUUUAAUAUCAAAAUGUAUAUUUUCAAUUUGAUUUUUCAA